CACAACCACCAUCUCCUCCAGCGACGAAGCACUUCUCUCAAUCUACCCAUCAAAUCACCGAACAGAUCCGGCCAAAAUGUCUGACGAUGAGGAGCGCGUGACCAUGCCCUUCAAGUUCGUAACAGCAGGCUUCGACGCCCGCUUCCCGAACCAGAAUCAAACCAAGCACUGUUGGCAAAACUACGUCGACUACCACAAGUGCAUCCUCGCCAAGGGUGAGGACUUCAAGCCUUGCCGCCAGUUCUACCUAGCCUAUAAAUCCCUGUGCCCGGCAUCGUGGUGCGAGCGAUGGGAUGACCAAAGAGAGAAUGGAACUUUUCCAUCCAGGUUGGAUCAAUAGACGUCAAGACUCAGAAGCGAUAGAGGACGAUUGGAUGCGAUGGACGGAUACAUCUGGCUUGCAAUGGCUUUCCAGCUCAAUCGCAGCCUUCGUGUACAUAUCACAGGCGAAUGGAGAAUGGUGAAAUGAUGCUUUCUUGC
Molecule: messenger RNA, 480 nt
Organism: Pseudocercospora fijiensis CIRAD86
Lineage: Eukaryota; Fungi; Ascomycota; Dothideomycetes; Mycosphaerellales; Mycosphaerellaceae
Exons: 3
Coding region: 77-340 (87 amino acids)
Cellular component (GO): respiratory chain complex IV; mitochondrion
Source: RefSeq, a predicted model, not a curated record